AUGAUCCCGCCAAAUCCCUUCGAGGCCGCUCUCCGCCAGGGGGCGCCGCUGGGCCUCGUUUACUUCGCCGAGUACUUCGUCAACCAGGGGCUGAUGGAGCUGCUGUACUUCCCCUCCUCGCCCCUCCCCCACAGCGCCCAGUACCGCACGCUGCAGCUCCUGUACCAGGCCGGCGUCUUCGUGUCGCGCUCGUCGCUGCGCUGGAUCCGCCUGCGGCGCCUCUGGGGGCUGGGGCUGCUCCAGGUGCUGCUGGCCGCGUUCCUAUUGGCCGCCGUGGCUGUCAAUCACCUCCUGCCCGCGCUGGGCGUGGCCGCGGCGCUGGCGCUGGGGGAGGGGCUGGUGGGGGGCGGGGCCUACGGGAACGCCUUCGCCAACCUGAGCGAGCAGGUGCCCCUCCCCCAGCAGCCGCUGGCCGUUGCUGUGGUCACUCUGAUGGCCGAAGUCGCCAUCGCCGCCGCCGGAGGCGUCGCCCUGGGGGCUCACGCUGCCUUCUGCGGCCAGGAGUGACCCCUGAGUGACCCCUGAGUGACCUCUGAGUGACCUUUGAGUGACCACUGACCUCUGAGUGACCUCUGAGUGACCUCUGAGUGACCUUUGAGUGACCACUGACCUCUGAG
Molecule: messenger RNA, 617 nt
Organism: Haemorhous mexicanus (house finch)
Lineage: Eukaryota; Metazoa; Chordata; Aves; Passeriformes; Fringillidae
Gene: CLN3
Product: CLN3 lysosomal/endosomal transmembrane protein, battenin
Exons: 6
Coding region: 1-507 (168 amino acids)
Biological process (GO): lysosome organization; regulation of intracellular pH
Cellular component (GO): lysosome; membrane
Source: RefSeq, a predicted model, not a curated record